AAAAGUUGAAAUAGGAAAAAGAGCACAGUACCCGCCUCCUGCCUCUCUUCUUAUCUGUAAGAAAACCCCUGUUAGUGUUUCCUAAAACCCUGAGCUACAAUGAACACUCCCACACUAGAAACUCGUCAUUUCAUAAAUGAUUUCGGCCAAACUACAUUCUUACGCAACUACAAGCCAAGCAAUAAGAAACAUAGUCCCCCUCCCUUUGUUGGUUUCACUCGCAAGAAAUACUACUGGAGGUGUGCAGGCAGUAAGUCACCACGACAACCUAGGCCAAAGAAAUCAGAGCCUGAUGAUAGUAAAGGGGUUGACCCAGUUGGUUUCCUUGCUAAAUUUAACAUUUCAGACAAACCCUUUGCUCAAUUCCUCCGAGAAAGGCAUAAGUUGUUGAAGGAUUUAAAAGAUGAAAUUCUCAAACGCCACAUGAAUUUAAGUGAGAUGGUUACUGGAUAUCAGAUAUUGGGAAUGCACCGGAAUGUUCAUCAUCGGGUGGAUUUUAUGGAAUGGGCUCCAGGUGCUCGGUACUGUGCCAUUGUCGGUGAUUUUAAUGAGUGGUCGCCAACAGAGAAUUCUGCAAGAGAGGGUCAUUUUGGGCAUGAUGAUUAUGGAUAUUGGUUUAUCAUUCUUGAAGAUAAAUUAAGGGAAGGAGAAGAACCUGAUGAAGUGUACUUUCAACAGUACAACUAUAUAGAUGACUAUGAUAAAGGUGACAGUGGAGUUACUGUUGAAGAAUUAUUCAAGAAAGCAAAUGAUGAAUAUUGGGAACCUGGAGAGGAUCGAUUUGUAAAUUCACGUUAUGAAGUGGCAUCUAAGCUAUAUGAGCAAAUAUUUGGGCCAAAUGGGCCACAAACAGAAGAAGAAAUGAAGGAAUUGGAAGACAUACCUGAUGCUCAAACAAGAUAUAAUACGUGGAAAGAGGAGCACAAAGAUGAUCUACCAAGUGAUUUACCAUCAUAUGAUGUGAUAGACAGUGGAAAAGAAUAUGACAUUUUUAAUAUUGUGGAUGAUCCUGUUUCGCGAGAAAAGUUUCGUAAUAAAAAGCCCCCUCUUCCAUACUGGUUAGAGUCUCGCAAAGGAAGAAAGGCAUGGUUGAAGAAGUAUAUACCUGGUAUUCCUCAUGGCAGCAAAUACAGAGUGUAUUUUAACACCCCUAGUGGACCUAUUGAAAGGGUUCCUGCUUGGGCUACUUACGUGCUUCCAGAUGCAGAUGGAAACCAAGCGUAUGCAGUCCACUGGGAACCGUCUCCUGAGUGUGCAUAUAGUUGGAAACACGAACAUCCCAAAGCACCAAAAGCUUUGCGUAUCUACGAGUGUCAUGUCGGAAUUAGUGGGCAGGAGCCAAAAGUUGCCUCUUUCAAUGAUUUUAUUGAGGAUGUCCUCCCCCACAUUAAAGAAGCUGGAUACAAUGCAAUUCAGUUGUUUGGAGUUGUUGAGCACAAAGAUUAUUUUACUCUUGGAUACAGGGUGACAAAUUUAUAUGCUGUUAGCAGCCGCUAUGGCACACCUGACGACUUCAAGCAUUUGGUGGAUGAAGCACAUGGUCUUGGACUGCUUGUAUUUCUAGACAUUGUUCAUUCGUACUCCGCUGCUGACGAGAUGGUUGGAUUGUCCCUGUUUGAUGGUUCAAAUGACUGCUACUUUCAUACUGGUAAACGAGGCUAUCACAAAUACUGGGGAACGAGAAUGUUUAAAUAUGGAGACCUCGAAGUGCUUCAUUUUCUACUCUCAAAUCUUAAUUGGUGGGUAGAGGAAUACCAUAUAGAUGGAUUUCAUUUUCACUCCCUGCCCUCAAUGAUGUACAGUCACAAUGGUUUUGCUUCGUUUACUGGUGAUAUGGAGGAGUACUAUAAUCAAUAUGUUGACAAGGAUGCCUUGCUAUACUUGAUAUUGGCAAAUGAGAUACUGCAUGUUCUUCAUCCCAAUAUAAUAACAAUUGCGGAAGAUGCAACAAACUAUCCAGGACUAUGUGAGCCAACUUCUCAAGGUGGUUUGGGAUUCGAUUACUUUGUCAAUAUUUCAGCAUCAGAGAUGUGGUUAUGGUUUCUCGAGAAUGUUCCUGACCAUGAAUGGAGCAUGAGUAAGAUUGUAAAUACUUUAAUGGUAAACAAACAAACUGCGAGUAAGAUGCUUCAAUAUGCUGAGAAUCACAACCAGUCCAUAUCAGGAGGGCAAUCAUUUGCAGAAAUUUUGUUUGGUCAAAGUAUGCAGCAGCCAUCUGUAUCAAAGGACUUGCUGAUAAGGGGUUGUUCGUUGCAUAAGAUGAUCAGGUUAAUAACGUGUACGUGUGCUGGUCGUGCUUACCUUAACUUUAUGGGUAAUGAAUUCGGGCACCCUGGUAGGGUAGAGUUUCCGGUGGCAAGUAACACGUUUUCAUUUUCAUUUGCUAAUCGCCACUGGGAUCUGUUGACAAAUGGAGUUCAUCAUCAAUUAUUUUUAUUUGAUAAGGACAUGAUGAAAUUGGAUGAAAAUGAGAGAGUACUUGUAAGAGGUGUCUCUAAUAUCCACCAUGUCGACGACAAUACUAAGGUCAUUUCUUACCUGAGAGGCCCGCUUCUUUUCAUAUUCAACUUCCAUCCAUCAAAUUCAUAUGAAAAAUACAGUGUAGGCGUGGAAGAAGCCGGAGAGUAUCAAGUUAUUCUGAACACGGAUGAAAAGUUGUAUGGUGGGGAAGGACUGAUUGGGCAUGACAAAUAUCUUCAGAAAACUACUAGUAGAAGACUUGACGGGUUAAGAAACUGCCUGGAAGUAUCACUGCCACGAAGAACUGCUCAGGUGUACAAGUUAACAAGAAUAUUGAGAAAAUGAAGGAGUUAUUUGUGGUUUUAUAUUCGGGGAGGGUGCUUACAGCCGAUCUAGUUAAUUUUGAUAACUUAUGUUUUUGUCUUUUUCCCAGAACUUGGCUUCGUGCCUGCCAUGUUAAUAGAAUUAUCUGGGUGUAAGGUAGUACUACCUCCAUCCCAAAUUAGAUGAGCUAGUUGACUUUGGGCACGUAACUUUAGGUGCAUUGACCGUGUACUUCUGAAAUAUAUUUUUUUGUUUUUUCUUUUGUAAAUAAAAAUUUCAUAUUUUAUUUUUUAUUUGCAAAAAUAAAAUUUUAAAAAUAAGUCAUGUAGCUAUGCGGUCAAUGAAUCUUAAAUUGUGUGCCCAAAGUCAACGAAGUCAUCUAAUUUGGGAUGGAGGGAGUAUUAUGCAAGUGCAUUGUCAAAUUAGUGUAAUGAGUGUGUUUAUUUUUAUUUUUGACAGAUUAAUGGGCUGUAUCUGACCUUCAUUUUAAUACUCCUUAUGGUUUAAGAAUCAUUAUUGAAUUUCAAAAGAUUAUAUUUGUUAUGUACAAAUAUUAUGUGGA
Messenger RNA from Daucus carota subsp. sativus, 3346 nucleotides. Its product is annotated as 1,4-alpha-glucan-branching enzyme 3, chloroplastic/amyloplastic. The transcript has 21 exons. NCBI's taxonomy places the organism in Eukaryota, Viridiplantae, Streptophyta, Magnoliopsida, Apiales, Apiaceae. Gene Ontology annotation, molecular function: hydrolase activity, hydrolyzing O-glycosyl compounds; cation binding; 1,4-alpha-glucan branching enzyme activity. Gene Ontology annotation, cellular component: cytoplasm. Bases 100 to 2805 code for a protein of 901 amino acids. Gene Ontology annotation, biological process: glycogen biosynthetic process. The record is from RefSeq and is a predicted model, not a curated record.